Molecule: messenger RNA, 3996 nt
Organism: Hemisphaericaspora subhashii
Lineage: Eukaryota; Fungi; Ascomycota; Pichiomycetes; Serinales; Debaryomycetaceae
Exons: 2
Source: RefSeq, a predicted model, not a curated record
AUGAAGAUCACGAUAUUAUCAAUUUUAAUUUUGAUAAAUUUUUUCAAAUUUUGUAUAGGGGCAACACAAGUCAUUACUGGACCAACAUAUGAUUUUGGGUAUAAGUAUAAAUUAGAUACAUACAUUGUCCACGAAAAGGCUUUCUACAGUCUUCAAAUACCAUACACCUUUACUUAUUCCCUUGUUGCUACUGAUUUAACAAAUAAUGGUGGAUUUUAUAUAACAUUAGUUAAUUUUGGUGCCCACUUUGGACCCUCUACUUUCGCGGGUCUACCUACAGGUGGUUCAUUCAUCAACCAUGGUGUUGUAGUGUUUAAUUCUUUAGGUAGUGAGGAGGCUAUAGACUUUUGGAUUCAGGUUACGGAUUUUGAAAACACCGGGUCCUUAUUCAUUGCUGUAGAUGGUCUGAUUGGUAUGCCAAGUCAACUAAUACGUGCCACAAAUUGGGAGAAUACUGGAUUAAUAAAAUUUUUUCAAAGAGUCCGUGGUUUAGGGUAUGUCUCGUUCAAUCUCGGUCGUACUGCAUUGUUUACGAUGACUCAAAAAGGUACUAUAAUUCUUGAGAACCAAAAGUACAAACACGAAGCUGGAAUUGUCGGGGGCGGAUGCUUUAUUCUUCAAGGCGAGUCAACACUAGACAUCACGGCCGCAAUAGCUGAUUUCGAUCAAACAAUUGUUAUGGAUGGACCAUCUGCAUUGGUGACAGUUGAGAGAACUCUAUUGGGUAGAACAGGAAAUCAGAACUUAGCUUAUAAAGUUGUCGGGUUCGGCAAUGGAAAUACGAUUGCCCUCGGUACUACUCCUACUGGAAACUCUUUUACUUAUAACACGCAAACUGGUUAUUUGAAAAUAGGUAACGCAAUUGAUUUUUAUUAUUUUGAUAUUGGUAUGGGAUACACCACAAGUUUAUUUAAAAAGGCACUGACAGGUUUACUGAUAAAUAAUGCAGUUGUAUACACGGGCCCCGUUCCAGCGAACUCAAACAAACACAAUUGUAUUCUUGAUGACGAGCUUCCACAAGAUCCUGGUGCCACCCCACAUGUUGUAACAAGCAUUGUAUCCGAGUCCGAAAUAACUAAAACGUUGGAGAUAAUGUACACUACCAUUGCCGACGGAAAUUGGACACAGAUUACAAGAUCAUUACUCUCCACUAGUUACACCACUAUUUAUGACAAUCCCAGCGGGGGCGUUCAAACUGGAAUGGUAUUUAUCGACGAUGUAAAUAACAUCAAUACUACGAGUGCAUUUCAGUUCACUGAAUAUACUACUGCCUAUGUUGAUGGAACUGGUCUAAUGAAAACAGGUGUUGUUUUGGUCACAAUUGAUGACAGUGGAAGUUGGUACACUACUACACUGGACUUUGAAGCAACUUUGUAUACAACUACGUUCAGUAUUGGCAAGGAUGAAACUAGCACGGCGGUGGUUUUGGUCACUGUGGAUAAUGAGGAAAAUUGGUAUACUGCCACACUGUACUUUGAAGCAACUUUGUAUACCACCAAAUACACUGAUGAGGACGAGGAGGUUAAGACUGGUGUUGUUUUGGUCACAAUGAAUGACAGUGGAAGUUGGUAUACUACUACACUGGACUUUGAAUCAACUUUCUAUACAAUUACCUACAUUGACAGCAAUGGUGAAACUAGGACGGCUGCAGUUUUGGUUACUGUGGAUGCGAAUGAAAGCUGGUACACUACUACACUGGACUUUGAACCCACUUUGUAUACAACGGUAUACAUUGAUGACAAGGUGGUUAAGACUGGUAUUGUUUUGGUCACUCAUAUGAUUACAGAUAGCUCUGAAGUCUGGUAUACUACUACGCUGGAUUUUACACUGACGUUGUAUACAACUACAUACGUUGAACUUAAUGGUGAACUGAAAACUGCUGUAGUAAAGGUUGUCACAGAUAAUGAAAGUCGUUGGUGGACUAUUACGAGUGAAUUUCAAUCUACAACAUAUACUACUACAUAUGUGACUGGAGGUGAACUAAAGACUGGUUUAGCUGAAGUGUUUGUAACAGAGGGGGGAUGGGUAACCACUACUAGUGCAUUCGAAUCUUCCACAUAUACUAGUACAUAUCUGACUGGAGGUGAAUUGAAGACUGGUUUAGCAGAAGUGUUUGUAGAAGAUGGAGAAUGGGUAACCACUACUAGUGCAUUUGAAUCUACAACAUAUACUACAACAUAUUCGACAGAUGAACAGAAGAAGACUGGUCUAGCAGAAGUGUUUGUAGCAGAUGGAGAAUGGGUAACCACUACUAGUGCAUUUGAAUCUACAACAUAUACUACAACAUAUUCGACAGAUGAACAGAAGAAGACUGGUUUAGCAGAAGUGUUUGUAUCAGAUGGAGAAUGGGUAACUACUAUUAGUGUAUUUGAAUCUACAACAUAUACUACUACAUAUCUGACUGGAGGUGAAUUGAAGACUGGUUUAGCAGAAGUGUUUGUGACAGAUGGAGUAUGGGUAACCACUAUUAGUGCAUUUGAAUCUUCCACAUAUACUACAACAUAUAUCAAUUCCCAAGAUCAAGAGAAGACUGGUUUAGCAGAAGUGUUUGUGACAGAUGACGGAGUAUGGGUAACCACUAUUAGUGCAUUUGAAUCUUCCACAUAUACUACAACAUAUAUCAAUUCCCAAGAUCAAGAGAAGACUGGUUUAGCAGAAGUGUUUGUGACAGAUGGAGAAUGGGUAACCACUAUUAGUGCAUUUGAAUCUUCCACAUAUACCGCUACAUAUUUGACUGAAGGUGCAGAGAAGACUGGUUUAGCAGAAGUGAUUGCAACAAAUGGGGGAUGGGUAACCACUAUUAGUGCAUUUGAAUCUUCCACAUAUACUACAACAUAUAUCAAUUCCCAAGAUCAAGAGAAGACUGGUUUAGCAGAAGUGUUUACUGAGACAAUGGAAGAGGAUGAUACUACAAUUAUUGAUUUAUCAACCAUGGAAUCUGACGUGACUGAAUUGGAGGUGGAUGAAUCGACUGGUGAAGAAACUGAAGCAAUGGGAGACAAUGAUAGUACAACUAUUGAUUUGGAAACCAUGGAAUCUGACCUGACUGAAUUGGAGGAUGUUGAAUCGGCUGGUGAAAUUGAUACAAUGGAAAAGGGUGAUACUACAACUAUUGACUUGGAAACCAUUGAAUCUGAAGGUACUGAAUUUGAUGUUGGUGAAGAGACUGAGACAAUGGAAGAGGGUGAUACUACAACUAUUGACUUGGAAACCAUGGAAUCUGAAGGUACUGAAUUUGAGGUUGGUGAAGACACUGAGACAAUGGAAGAGGAUGAUACUACAACUAUUGAUUUGCAAACCAUGAAGUCUGAGAUCAGUGAAUUGAAGGAUAACGAUACAUCUGUUGGAAAUGAAGAAAUUACAGCAACGGGUGAGAAUGAAACCUCUUACAGUACUAUCCUGGACUUCGAAGCCAUCUCGUAUAACACUACAUGUAUUGAUGACGAUGGGUGGCCCAAUAAGGGCACUAUUGUUGUUGCUAUUGUUGAUAAUGAGGGCUGGGUUACUAGAACACUGAAGAAGGAUGAAAACCUGUUCACCUUUAGCUAUAUCGAUGAUGAUGGCGACCUAAAGAUAGGAAUUGUUAUUGUUAGUACUGAUAUAAAUGAGAGUUGGCGCACUGUCACGCUGGGCUUCCAAGAAUCAGAGUACACUACUACCUACGUGGAUGAAGAUGGAAAAACUAACAUUGGUGUGGUUAUCCCUUCUACAGACGACAAGGGCAAGAGGUAUACUACAACUCGGGGCUUCAAAGAUCUUUUGCCCACUUCUGAAACCAAACCCAAAUCUGUUGUUUACCGUACUGGCACCAUCAGAACAAAUUCAGGAGAUGAAAUAGUCUUAAAAACUAUUGUUGAAAUUGUUGAAUGUUCAGGUACAAGCUGUAGUACAGAACUUAUUGAUCAUCAUAUUCCCCAAGAUUAUACGAAGGAAACCCAAGCUGUUACCAAGACAGUUGUUGUUACCGAAACCAGCUGUCAAGAUGAUGAAUGUGUC